CUUUAUGAAUGCAUGAUUGGCGAGGCACAAUCCUCCAUUGGAUUGUCCAUUGGCACAAGGACAAUGCCAGUUAUUUUUCUUUUUAUUGUAAGCUACCAUGACUCUUCCCAUCCUGCUGUAAUAGGACAUUGUUGGUUCAAACACAGAAAUGAAAUGCUUUGUUGAUGGACCUCCAACAUUGACAUGAAAAGACAAAGGUGUCUCUGCAGUGUUUGCCUCUUGCUGCAACUUUACCAGCUGGGCUUUUCUUGCCUCACCAAAUCACUUCUGCUGGACCAGCUGAGAGAGACUGUUCUCUGUCAGUGCAACAUUGGGGUUGUCAACUAGUUUACAAAAAGACAGCGAUUUGACAUGGCAACACUCAAAGGACAGUAUCCCAGUGUUAUGGGCAAACUCUGCAUUUAAAAUACAUUGGUCAAGUUCACAUGCUGAGCGAUAGUUUGGGCCCCAAGUAUUUUUUAUUACGUGAAUGGGUGUUGCUUGACCAAGAAAAGCCUUUUCAACAGCAAAAAUGCCAAUUUUUUCAUCAAUGCACUGAGAUUGAAAGUGCCUCUCAGGAGUAAUUGUAUUUUCUUUUUCAGUGUGAUGCCUUCUAAUGUGAGUUCAUAGAUUUUUGGCCAGUAAGGUCAAAUCACAUUGGCUGCAAGUGACAGUCCUCUUUUUAGGAGCUGGGCAUUUUGGGAGGAUGGCAGGUGACUGAGGCGGCGUCUGCUGAACUGAGGAGGAAGACUGAGGCGGGCGGCAUCUGCUGGACCGAGGAGGAAGACUGAGGCAGCGAGGAGGAACACUGAGGCGGUGAGGAGGAAGACUGAGGCGGCAUCUGCUGGACUGAGGAGGAAGACUGAGGCAGCGUCUUCUGAACCGAGGAGGAAGACUGAGGCAGCGAGGAGGAAGACUGAGGCGGCGUCUGCUGAACAGAGGAGGAAGACUGAGGCUGGGUUGGUGGUGAAGCAUGGGUGGCGAUGUGCUUCAGCAAAUUUGCCCGAGUUAUUACAGUCGCUGAACAAUAGCAGCAGUGAAAGUGGGACUUUGCCCGACAUUUUAAACUACAUUUUAAAAUGGUGAAAUCUGAAAGGGCAAAAAAAGAAAAUAAGUUUGUUGAAAAUUGCCUAAAUUUAACCUUCACUUGUUUGCAUUUUGCUCUGGACAGUGGACAGUCGCAAGACAGAAUUUUCAUUAGCACCAUCCAUGUGCAAACUGAGCCUUACUACAAAUUCACAAACAAUUCAAUCAGAAGCAUGCACAGUGCAUUGUUGGCUGGUUCGGUACCAUACUAAACUUUAACUAAAGCGACAUAAUGUCACGAAUCUGGUCUGCACUCCCGGUCACUCACCACUAGAGGUCACCCGCUCACCACAUGGACUUUCACACCACACAUCACAUGGACUCCAAUUCCCAUCAUCAAACACUGAUCACAGCUGUCACCAAUCACUCAUUGCACCAAUCACACGCACACCUGAUCACACAGCAUCACUAAUCACACACACUAUUUCAACCCUGGACAUUCUCCCCCUCGUCGCCGAGUAUCGUAUGCACUAUCGCUGCCCUACAGAGCCCGUUAGUUUUCCUUGCCUUGCCUUGCCUUGCCUUGCCUUGCCUUGCCUUGCCUUGCCUUUGUUGGAUUGUGUUUUCCCCUGCCUGGACUAUCGCUGACAUUUUUGGUUUCCCUCUCCUGUCUUGCCCUUUGGAUACUGUUCGCUGAUCGUCGACCCACGCUUGCCCUAAGUUUACUCUUUGUCUUGUCCCUGCCAUACCUGUUUGCCAUUGUUUCGACCCUGCCUGUAUCUUUGACCAUGCCUGUAAAUAAAAGCCUGCACAUGGAUCCGCACGCCUCUCGUCUCGUCAGCCCUGUUACAGAAUACUCGGCCACGCAAGGAUCCAGCGGCUUUCAUGAGCAAUACUGGCCUGGUAUGUACACUUCAAGGCGAUUAUUAGCCCUCAAGCAGGGUAUACGGUCACUUGAGGACUUCACCCAAGAGUAUCUAGACAUUGCUAAUGAUUCUGAUUUUCCAGAUGAUGUCUUGAUUGAUUUCUUCUGUGACGGCAUUAAUCAGCCACUAAAAUCAGAGCUUAUUUGUAAGGGUCCACGUUCCUCACUCAGUCAGUUUUUAGAUUAUGCUCUGUUAUGUGUUGGCUCUUCAUUUACUUUGGGUGUUGCGGAGGAGGAAAAUAACACCGCGUUUGUGACUAAAAUGGCAGCGACACCGGAGCCCGUUCACAAAAUGGCAGCCACAACAACACCCCGUCAUGUCAUUGCUGCCAGUAAAGAGCUAAAUCAAGUCACAGUCAAUCUACAUAAAUCAAGUCACGUCACGGCUGUUCGUCCAGAGUCACCGCAGCACGUCACGGCUGUUCGUCCAGAAUCACUUCACAUCUCAGCUGCUCGUCCAGAGUCACAGCAGCACGUCACGGCUGUUCGUCCAGAAUCACUUCACGUCUCAGCUGCUCGUCCAGAGUCACAGCAGCACGUCACGGCUGUUCGUCCAGAAUCACUUCACGUCUCAGCUGCUCAUCCAGAGUCACAGCAGCACGUCCCGGCCGCUCGUCCUGAGUCACUUUACGUUACACAGCUGUUCGUCCAGAGUCACAGCAGCACGUCACAGCUGUUCAUCCAGAGUCACAGCAGCACGUCACAGCUGAUCUCCUAAAGUCAAGUCACGUCACAGCUGUCCGUCCAGAGUCACAGCAGCACGUCACAGCUGUCCGUCCAGAGUCAAAGCAGCACGUCACAGCUGUCCGUCCAGAGUCAAAGCAGCACGUCACAGCUGUCCGUCCAGAGUCAAAGCACCGUCCAGAGUCGGGUCACGUCUCCGCUGACCUUCCAGAGUCACAGCGUCACGUCUCCGCUGACCUUCCAGAGUCACAGGGUCACGUCCGGUCUGACACACCCAGAUCAUCAAGGUCAGUCUUUCAUUAUCCCAGUCUGAUAUCCAGCGUGAGGGAUUCACCGCUGGUGUCUGCAUGCACAGCUGGUAUCCCCAAACCCAAUCACUCUAGCCCUCCUGUUCCUGAACUGAUUCCCCUGUCUGAAGUGCUUCCUGUGAUGGGGAUCGCUUUAUGUUGUGUUUGGGCUGCGUACACCACCGCAGAACUGCCCGAGGUGGUGGCACCCGCUGUAGCUUCUCCAGAGGUGGCGGUCCAUGCUGCAGAACCUCCAGAAGCGGCAGGGCUCGCGUCGGCCCCUUGUAUGGUGGUGGCGCCCAGUAAUGUACUCUCAACCUGUUAUGUGGCGGUCGAAGAGACCGUUACUAAAUUCUCCCUGUGUCCCGAGGUUACUGCUGUAGAACCUCCAGAGGUGGCGGCAGCUGCUGCAGAACCUCCAGAGGUGUCAGCAGUAGCUGUCAAUAAACUCUCGUUCUGUCCUGUCACGGCUAUGGAGGCCGUCAAAGAACUCUCGUUCUGUCCUGUCACGGCUAUGGAGGCCGUCAAAGAACUCUCGUUCUGUCCUGUCACGGCUAUGAAGGCCGUCAAUGAACUCUCGUUCUGUCCUGUCACAGCUAUGGAAACUAACCAUGAACUUUCUGUGUUCCCUACCUCAGUCCUUGUGUCUGUGCAUGUUCUGUCUCCUCCUUAUGUCUCCAUUCUCCCUAGGUCCCAGGCCCUGCUGUGGGUUCCUGAUCCGUCGUGGUGGCCUCCCGCGCUAUCUGCUCCACCGUGGUGGUCUUCUGCUCCAACUGUUCCAUCUGGUCCGCCCUGGUGGGCUCCUGUCCCGUCUGGUCCGCCCUGGUGGGCUCCUGUCCCGUCUGGUCCGCCCUGGUGGGCUCCUGUCCCGUCUGGUCCGCCCUGGUGGGCUCAAGUCCCGUCUGGUCCGCCCUGGUGGGCUCGUGUUCUGUCGGCUCCGCCCUGGUGGGCCCCAGUCCCGCCUGCUCAGCCCUGGUGGGUCCCAGUCCCGCCUGCUCCGCCCUGGUGGGUUCCAGUCCCGUCCACUCUGCCCUGGCUUCCUGCUCUGCCAGCUCUACCUCAGUCCCAGAUCACUCCGCUGCCACAGGGACCUGGCCCUCCAUCCCUCCCCCUGUUCCGCCUCCGCUCCACCUCCCUCCUGGAUUAUAGACUGUGUGGAGCGUCUGGAAGCCGUUCUUUCACACGCACACCUGAUCACACAGCAUCACUAAUCACACACACUAUUUCAACCCUGGACAUUCUCCCCCUCGUCGCCGAGUAUCGUAUGCAUUAUCGCUGCCCUACAGAGCCCGUUAGUUUGCCUAGCCUAGCCUUGCCUUGCCUUGCCUAGCCUUGCCUUUGUUGGAUUGUGUUUUCCCCUGCCUGGACUAUCGCUGACGUUUUUGGUUUCCCUCUCCUGUCUUGCCCUUUGGAUACUGUUCGCUGAUCGUCGACCCACGCUUGCCCUAAGUUUACUCUUUGUCUUGUCCCUGCCAUACCUGUUUGCCAUUGUUUCGACCCUGCCUGUAUCUUUGACCAUGCCUGUAAAUAAAAGCCUGCACAUGGAUCCGCACGACUCACGUCUCGUCAGCCCUGUUACACAUAAGCAAAAGACAGUUAAACUCACCAUGAUGUUGCACUGCCCACUGAAAGUGAUUUUUGAUGAGAUAAUACAUCAGUUGUGGCAUACUGGUGUAACUGCAGAAUGGGCACUCACUAGUGCAGUUUUUUAAAUAAUGCUCACAUUCCCCCUUGCUUAACACAGUUUUGUGCAUUUUUGCAGGGGAAAUGGCUCUUAAAAGAGCCUUUGGGUUAUAAAGUGAAUAACAACAAAAAAAGAGGAGAGAGAUGGAGAGAUGGUGGGGAUGACAAUGAGAAGGAUCUACAAAAAAAGGAAAUACAUAGAAUCAGUAUUAGCAAAAAAAGUUUUUUUUUGUUUUUGUUUUUUACUCGUGCAGGGUGUCCAAAGUCGGUCCUGGAGGGCCACAGUCCUGGAAUUUAGCUCUAACUUGCCUCAACACACCUGCCUAGAAGUUUCUAGUAAGCCUAAUAAGAUCUUGAUUGGCUGGUUCAGGUCAAGUCAAGUCACCUUUAUUUAUAUAGCGCUUUUACAAUACAGAUUGUGUCAAAGCACUUAACAGUAUCAAAUUGGAGGAUAGAGUGUCAGUAAUGUAUAAUGAUAAGAUUAAACACUCAAUUUUCAGUUAAAGGCAUUUCAUUAUUGAAUUCAGAGAUGUCAUUGUCUAGCUCAGUUUAGUUUAAAUAGUAUCUGUGCAAUCAAAUCGGCGAUAAUCGCUAGAAAUUAAGUGUCCCCAACUGAGCAAGCCAGAGGCGACAGCGGCAAGGAACCAA
This is a messenger RNA of Onychostoma macrolepis, 5232 nucleotides long. RefSeq lists its product as uncharacterized. The transcript is spliced from 2 exons. The record is from RefSeq and is a predicted model, not a curated record. The coding region runs from base 3044 to 4231 and encodes 395 amino acids. Lineage: Eukaryota; Metazoa; Chordata; Actinopteri; Cypriniformes; Cyprinidae.